Zea mays is the source of this 735-nucleotide messenger RNA. RefSeq lists its product as uncharacterized. NCBI's taxonomy places the organism in Eukaryota, Viridiplantae, Streptophyta, Magnoliopsida, Poales, Poaceae. The transcript has 7 exons. The record is from RefSeq and is a predicted model, not a curated record. The coding region runs from base 1 to 735 and encodes 244 amino acids.
AUGAGUAAGCUACACCUAAAUUUUCUGGCGGCCUCUGCCACUGGUCAUGAGGACUGCUGUCGAUUUUUGACGUGCCCUCCUCUUCAGCGCCUGACCAUCGCACGGGUCCUCCUCGUCGCCACGCGUUGCGCAGAUGACUCCGUUAGCGACUUCGCGACCGCUGCACGCGAGGAGGCGGAGCGCCGCGUCGCCGAGCCCGAGACCACCACGUCUAGGAAGCGCUCAUGGGAUAUGCUCGACGCCGCCAUCCGUGCACUCGAGGUGGAGGCCAGGGAUGCCAAGAUGAGGCUGGACGCGAUCGCCCAGCUCCCACGAAGAACCCAGAGGAUGUUGGGGUGGUAUGCCAAACAAUUUCUGCAUCCUGACAUUGUUGCCCGCUACGACUACAUAUUUAUCUGGGAUGAAGAUCUUGGUGUCGAACAUUUUAAUGCAGAGGCGUACAUUAAGCUUGUUAGGAAGCAUGGGCUUGAGAUCUCUCAGCCUGGUUUGGAGCCUGAUAAAGGUUUGACAUGGCAAAUGACUAAACGAAGAGGUGAUCAGGAAGUCCACAAAGUAACUGAGGAGAGACCUGGCUGGUGUAGCGACCCUCACCUGCCACCAUGUGCAGCGUUUGUUGAAAUAAUGGCAACUGUAUUCUCAAGGGAUGCAUGGCGCUGUGUAUGGCAUAUGAUUCAGAACGACUUGGUCCAUGGAUGGGGCCUUGAUUUUGCUCUUAGGAAAUGUGUGGAGGUAUAA